UGUAUAAGGCAGGAGGGAAAUGUAGAGUCCUCUUUUCUUUCUUCUGACCAUAGUAAUAUUUGCAAUAUUACUAUGCAAUGUAAUGUAAUACACAUAACAUUGGAGAUAUGUCACAAGACAUUGCAAUAAAAAAGAAUUCUAUAUCUUUUUGUCCCCCAUGAGAUUGGGCAGACUUUUUUUGCCUCCUUUUUGCCUCCUUUCUGUAUCCCCAGUGCUUGACACGGUGUCGGCCAAGCUUAAUAAAGAAGCUUAAUAAAGCUUAUUGAUGUACUAACAGACUGGAAUGGCCAAGCUUAAUAAAGAAGCUUAAUAAAGCUUAUUGAUGUACUAACAGACUGGAAUUGGAUAUCAGAAGAGCUGGGUUAAGACCCCAUCUCUGUCACUCCAUGUGUGACCUCAGGAAAACAUUCAGUUUCUGUAUCUUUUACUUUUUUGGUAAAGAUAUUUUAUUUUACCAAAUACACAUAAAGCAGUUUUCCACAUAACUUUUCUGAAAUUAUAUGAUCUAAAUUGUCUUCCUCGCUUCCUUAUCUUUUAAAUGAAAGGAUAAGAGUGGAUAGUCUUUAAUCAACAAACAUUUAAAUAUAUACCCUGUUUCAUAAUUACAUUAGAAUGUAGGUUUUUCUAGAAAUCUGUUUUGCAAAUUUCAAUUAAGCCACUGUUACUCUGUUAGCAUAAGCAAACAGAUGGGCAUUUGGUGCUAAGGUUGGUGGAUUAACUAUACCACCACCUUCCCUUGACUUUCUGACCAUGUUUCUGCCAUAUUUAAGACACAGCUGGAUUAGGGUGAAGUUGAAUUUAUGCCCAGUGCCUAAACACAGGACAGGUUUUUAAAUAAAUUUAAAUAAACCAAAUUCUGAUGAAUGUUUAUUCUGCUUUGCAAUUAAAAUUGUACUAUAUAUUUUUCUAAAUAGCCUCUUCCUGCCACCAAAGAAAAUGAAGACUAUCAUAAUUUUCUUCAUCUUGGUAACAGCAGAGGCCAUUCCGGUUUCUCAGAACAGACCCCAAGAGAAAUAUGCUUUUAAUAAACCUGUGGAUUUAGAUUGUCCAGGAAAACCAGAAGUGACCAAACAGGAUCAGAUAACUGUCAAUGUCACUGCCAAAGGAAGUAAUGAAACAAAUGAAGACCUCACACAUCAAGAUGAAAAAAGCAUGCAACUAAAUAAAAAUGGAAGUAGCAAAGGAGAGGAGGAAGUUAUUAAGAAUGCAGAGACAGGAGAAAAGGGAUAUUAUACCAGUCUCAAAUUAGCCAAAGGGGAGGGAUAUACUGGAGAUAUACAUGAGGAAAAAAUCUAUCCAGAAACAUUAGACAGAGAUGAGAAUGGAGACAAUGACUUAAUAAAUGGUUUAAAAGGCAGCAUUUAUAAGGCAGGAAAUGUCACUCAUAAUAAUAAUGAAACCACUACUAGAAAUGUCAAAGAAGAGAAUGUUACCAACACAAAUCAAAUUGAAGUUACUAGUGUCCAGCAAGAAAAUAUAAACAAGAGUAGAGGCAAUGAAGAUGAAGGAAAUGGAAACACUGAUAAAAAUGAGGAUGGUCUAAUUGAAAAAAACCCUUACAAAGGAGAUGGGAAUGGAGAUAAUCAAACCAAGGCUCCAACUGGAAAAAAUGAAACUAAAAAUGUCAAUGGAGAAGAUGAAAGCUGGAAUGACAUCGAUGGUGGUGCUAGUGGCAAUGGAGAUGAUACCUAUGAAGAAAAUGGUUCUGGUGAUGAUGAGGGAGAAAAAGCAGAGGAGAAAAAUGAAAGCACUGCUGAUAAUAGGGAUUCAGGCUUUCCUAGUAAUGAGGCUCCAGAUAAUGGAAAUGAUUAUGACAGUGAUAAUAGCUUAAGCAAAGCUUCAAGUGAUGCUAAUGAAGAAGAUGAAACUGGAGACAAUGACGAUUUCCUCCAUGGAGAAAAUACUUCAAAGAGUGAUGAAAAUCAUGAUAAUACUGUGGAAGUUACCAUGGAACUGACUUUACCCCUUAAAGGUGGUAAAAGUGGACUAAAUGAAGAAUCAGGUCCUAUUGUCAUUAACAAAAUUCAAGAAAAGGUAGGUUUUAGCAUCAGAAUCAUUUCUUUAUCUUUGUCUAGUCAGUUAGAUGGAAACAUUUUUUUCUCAAAAAGUUUUCCUCCAAAUCAAUCAAAAACUGCAUUCUCCUACUUUGACCUUCCAUGCUACUCAAAUUAA
Messenger RNA from Monodelphis domestica (gray short-tailed opossum), 2172 nucleotides. The record is from RefSeq and is a predicted model, not a curated record. NCBI's taxonomy places the organism in Eukaryota, Metazoa, Chordata, Mammalia, Didelphimorphia, Didelphidae.